AUGAAGCAACUAAUCCUGUCUCAACAGUUCCAGCUGCGUCAUUUAUCAUCCACACAGCUACAUGUGUUGCGUGUAAGAGAGAUGGCAUACAGUGCUAUUGUGCGCCUUGGUUCACCGGCCGCCGAAUCCACCACCUACUUCCGCUUUUCUCUCCUCCAAUGCCACGUAACAACACCAUCCACCCUCUCGCGAUUUCUAAUAGCUCUCCCCAGGUACAAUACAAGGCAAUUUCCAGUACUUUCCCGUAAUCUCCGCUCUCGCGCCUCCUUGCUAUACGCCGUCGGAGAUGGUAGCGCGAUGCUCCAGGACGCUGGCGCCACGGUGUUGGUGAUGGGCGGUGCUUACGCUCUUGUAUCUACUUUCGACAACCUAACUCGACGCAACCUCAUCGAACAGAGUUUGAGCAGAAAACUGGUCCACAUAUUUUCGGGGUUGCUCUUCUUGGCUGCCUGGCCAAUUUUCAGCACAUCGACAGGAGCUCGCUACUUUGCUUCUUUAGUUCCUCUUAUAAAUUGCUUAAGGCUUGUAAUACACGGUCUUUCCUUGGCUACUGAUGAAGGACUCAUCAAAUCAGUUACCCGAGAGGGAAAGCCUGAGGAAUUGCUUAGAGGUCCUCUUUAUUAUGUUCUAGUAUUGAUUCUAUGUGCAAUUGUCUUCUGGCGUGACUCCCCAAUUGGAGUGAUUUCAUUGGCAAUGAUGUGCGGUGGGGAUGGUAUUGCUGAUAUUGUGGGAAGAAGAUUUGGUUCAGUAAAAAUUCCUUACAAUCGGCAGAAGAGUUGGGCUGGUAGUGUGUCAAUGUUUUUAUUUGGUUUCCUAGUUUCUGUCGGGAUGCUCUACUAUUUUUCAAUCCUUGGAUACUUUCAGCUGGAUUGGGUCCAGACAAUAGAAGCGGUAGCUUUGGUUUCAUUUGUGGCAACCGUUGUAGAGUCCCUUCCAACCGGAGGAUUAAUGGACGAUAAUAUCUCUGUUCCUUUAGCUAGCAUGCCCUACUUUAGGUUGGUAGAAGCUUAUGGUGGGAAGAUAAUAAUUGAAGAGGUUGACAUACGCAAGCUCGGCCUUCAUGAUCUUAGGUCUCGUUUUGGAAUCAUCUCUCAGGAACCUGUCCUAUUCGAGGGAACUGUUAGAAGUAAUGUUGACCCCCCUUGGUUGUAUUCUGAUGAUGAAAUAUGGAAGGUAUGA
Fraxinus pennsylvanica is the source of this 1179-nucleotide messenger RNA. The record is from the annotation of a GenBank genome assembly. Lineage: Eukaryota; Viridiplantae; Streptophyta; Magnoliopsida; Lamiales; Oleaceae.